AUGAGUCAUCGAAGAUCCACAUCCGGGCCAAGGAAGAUACCGGACAGAUUGCCUGAUAUUCCAUCCAUUAGGUUCUACCAAAAGCUUGGACAAGGUCAUUUCUCAGAAGUAUAUGAAGGAUUAUACAAAGACAAAAUUCCAGCAGCAAUAAAGGUCAUUGAGCGUGGAUCAAGCCACCUUAUCUCAACAGAAGUUCAGCUUUUACAAGAUUUAAGAAAUUUGCCUCACAUUAUUCAAUUAUUUGAAGUGAUUCAUGACGAAAACACCGUGUUAGUAUUUGAGCUCGUUAAAUCUCUCGAUAUUGAUGAUUUCUUUGACUACCUAACUCCUCAUAAACUGAAAACAGUGUUAAAAUAUUUAAUUAUUGCGACAAAUGAAGCUCAUAAGAAAGGAAUUGUUCACCGUGAUAUUAAAUUAGCGAAUAUUAUGAUUACAGAAGACUUCUCAGAUCUCAAAUUGAUCGAUUGGGGAUGCGGAACUUAUAUUACAGAUUCAAUGUCUCCAAAAGCAGGUUCUAGGACUGUCAGAUCCCCCGAAAUGCUACUUGGAUACAGAGCCUAUGGUACUGGUGGUGAUUGCUGGGCAAUUGGUACCUUUAUUUUCGACAUUUUAACAGAUGGUCAGAUUCCUUGGAAGGCCAAAACGAGUUCUGAAGUUCUUAUACACAUGUCGAGGAUAUUUGGAGGUGAUAAUCUUUGUGACCUCGCGUAUAAACUUGAUAUAGAGCCAGAAAGAGAAUUUAGAAAGAGAAUGCGCAGAGAACCAACGAGAACCUUGGAAAGUUACUUCGAUAGUAACUGCCGUGACCUUGUUGACGAUCAACUCGUUGAUUUAAUGAAGAAACUUUUGACCAUUGAUCCGGCAAAGAGAUAUACAACAGAUCAGGCUCUCAACCACCCAUACUUCAAAUAA
Messenger RNA from Trichomonas vaginalis G3, 912 nucleotides. Its product is annotated as protein serine/threonine kinase protein. Gene Ontology annotation, biological process: protein phosphorylation. The record is from RefSeq and is a predicted model, not a curated record. Bases 1 to 912 code for a protein of 303 amino acids. Gene Ontology annotation, cellular component: protein kinase CK2 complex; nucleus; cytosol. Gene Ontology annotation, molecular function: ATP binding; protein serine/threonine kinase activity. The transcript has a single exon. Lineage: Eukaryota; Parabasalia; Trichomonadida; Trichomonadidae.